This is a messenger RNA of Clarias gariepinus (North African catfish), 1953 nucleotides long. It is a transcript of the gene cdkn2aip, whose product is annotated as CDKN2A interacting protein. The transcript is spliced from 4 exons. The coding region runs from base 150 to 1082 and encodes 310 amino acids. Gene Ontology annotation, cellular component: nucleoplasm; nucleolus. The record is from RefSeq and is a predicted model, not a curated record. NCBI's taxonomy places the organism in Eukaryota, Metazoa, Chordata, Actinopteri, Siluriformes, Clariidae.
UCUGCUGACGUCAUAAAGACAAAUGGCGCGCUUGAAUGACGCACCCGGAAGUGGCUUUUAUUAGCCUACUAUGUUGUUGUGGUUGCUAGCGGUUCCUGAGUAAAUGUUACCUGGUUAUGUAGAAUCGGUUAAAGGAAUUCUUUAAAGUGAUGGCAGAGGGGAGUUGUCAGGAUGUUGUUUCAGAGUACCUUCAGCAAAACCCUCACCUGGCACACUGGGUGGAAUCCUUAAGAGAGCUCUCUGAGACAAAUAAGCACUGGCAUGCCAGACGAGAGUUUGUUCUGCGCAAUAUGGAGGUCUUUCCGACCAUCCAGCCAGGAGUCUCAACUCCCAGUCUGGACAGACUUCUUUCUCUCUCCAAAGUUUGGGCCAAUCAGACGUUCUUGGGAUGUCGCUAUCCGCAACCUGUGAUGGACAAGGUGAAAGAGAUGUCAGAAGGGAUUGGUGUGGACAAAGAUCCUGAUGAAAAAACAAAAGAUGAUGUCGUAGGAAAAGGAAAGAGGCCGUCUGUUUCAGUCAUGGAUGCUGAGAGCUGUGUUAAGAAAUGCAAAACUGUAUGUAACGACUCUGACAGUAAAGGUGGAGAACAAAAUACUGACUGUCAGACCGCUGCUGCUGUCAAAUCGGGUCCCUCGCCCGAGGCUCCUGCAGAACAUCAGCCCUUCUUUAACCGCCUUUAUAAAACCGUGGCCUGGAAGCUUGUGUCUGCAGGAGGCUUUGGACCCAACCUGAACCACUUUGAGAUCCUGCGCACUUCUGUGGAGUCAUGCAAGGCCAGCCUUAGUUGUGUAUUUGUGCCUCUUAAAGACAUUCCUGACCUGCCUGCCGGCUGCACACAAAGAGAGGGCCAGGUGUGUGAACUGCGCUGCCACACUGUCUACAUGGGCACAGGAUAUGGCCGUGACGAACAUGCAGCGAGGGCCAUGGCCUCGAAGGAGGCCCUUAAAACAUUUCAGGGACGGAAGGUGACAGUGAAGAUCUCUCGUCGCAGGUUCCGGGGUCGAGACGUAGAGGAUUUGGUCCUGUUAGACGAACAGCCGAGAAGCUCAAUCUUGCCUCCUGCUCUUAGCUAUCCUUUUUAAGUUUAGUUAGUAAAACACUCCAAUUGUCCCCUUCAACAUGUAAUUUUGUCUGUUUAAGACUUCUCAGUUGCAAUUAUAAGGACAUUUGAAGCUUAUUGGCUGUAAUUAGUAAAUGGCUUUAUACACUAAAAUAUUUUAUGUCGCUUUAAUACUGAUAAAAAACUGGCAACGGUUCAUUUGCGACGUUGUGCAAACAUAAGUGUAUAGGUUUGUUUAGCAUUUGAGCCCCGCUUUCGAAGAGGAGUCUAGUGGGUGUAUUCGAAAGGUUUACACAAACUUGACUAUGAUUUGGUCUGUGUAUGAUCUAAUAUUGAAUUAAUAUUCAAACUGCACAUCUUUACCUUCUAAAAUCCUUUCACCGUUUUCUUUUUCUGGUGUAAGAUAUUUCAGUAUAUGGAAGUAGUCAGUUUAUUUAAGAAAAGUUAGGGGUAAGGUUUAUCUCACUCAUUCGUGUCCUCAUGUUCAUGUACAGUAAAACAAGUCUGGAUUAGUUAAUUGCCUUAGUCUAAGUUAUCUCAAUGGUUUCAAUGGUUUUGAUGGAUUGAUGGUUCUUUUUCUUCUUAGAGCAGCUAGUACUGAACCUUGAAUUUGACCUUAAUAGCAUUUCCCUGUUCCAGGUUUUAUGUUACUGGAACACUGGCUAAAUAUUUCGGAAAAUACCGUAAUUUCCCUGUUUUGACAGCAGAUAAAACCUAAAAUCUAAAGUCUUGAAUUCUGUCGUUCUGUACAUAUUUAAUAAAAUAUCCUAUUUUUCCCAAUAUGUGCUCACUACAUUGCUUAGAAAUGUUUUAUUUUAUAGAAAGUAUUUACAUUUAAUUGGAUAAAGCAUCUUUUUUUUUUCAUUUAACACCCAUUCUGUAUCUUUUUGUUU